AUGGCUGACAAGAAGAACGAAGACUACACGGGCAAGCCGGAGCAUGAGAUGCGUACCUUUAAUGCCUCGCCCUCACCACGUCGAGACGCUGCUGGCAGAGGAAGAGGCCCCUUGCCCCUCUCGAACAUCACAAAUAGUCCUCCCAUCUCGAUCUUGGCAUAUUGUCUGGCAUCAAUUUCUAUGACAGUCACGAACAAGUACUGUGUUUCUGGCGCAGACUGGAAUCUAAACUUCUUUUACCUGGCUAUCCAAUCUCUGGUCUGUAUCAUUGCCAUUGUCAUUUGCGUACAGGUGGGAUUGAUUACGAACUUGGCACCUUUUGACCCGAAGAAGGGAAGGACAUGGUUUCCAAUCUCUCUGCUCCUCGUUGGUAUGAUCUAUACAAGCACCAAGGCCCUUCAGUUCCUUUCUGUCCCGGUUUACACCAUCUUCAAGAACUUGACGAUUAUUGUCAUUGCAUAUGGGGAGGUGCUGUGGUUUGGGGGAAGUGUCACGGCAUCGGCUCUCUUUUCCUUCGGACUCAUGGUUCUCAGCUCAGUUGUUGCUGCUUGGGCGGAUAUUCAGAGUGUGCUUUACGGCAGCUCUAAAGGACAAAGCGCAGAGGCUGCUGCAGCGCUUUCGACAUUGAACGCUGGCUAUGCUUGGAUGGGAAUGAACGUAUUCUGUACCGCAGCGUAUGUUCUGUCCAUGCGCAAGGUCAUCAAAAAGAUGAACUUCAAGGACUGGGAUACUAUGUUCUAUAACAACCUGUUGACGAUUCCCGUGCUCUUCAUCUGCACGUUUGCCUUCGAGGACUGGUCAGAUGAAAAUGUCCACAAGAACUUCCCCCUCGAAACCAGAAACAGCCUCCUCGUUGGAAUGAUCUAUUCUGGUCUUGCGACAAUCUUCAUCUCCUACUGCUCGGCUUGGUGUAUUCGUGUUACAUCCUCAACUACUUACUCUAUGGUUGGCGCACUGAACAAGUUACCCAUUGCAGUCAGCGGUCUCAUCUUCUUCUCGGCACCUGUCACGUUUGGAAGCGUAUCAGCAAUCAUCAUUGGGUUCAUCAGCGGCAUCGUAUACGCAUGGGCGAAGGUCAGGCAAACGCAGGCCAACAAGAUGACACUCCCUACAGCUCAGCCAGUCAUGAGCGCGAGCUCGCAGAGCAAUCGUGAUGCUGCAAGCUCGUAA
Messenger RNA from Amorphotheca resinae ATCC 22711, 1170 nucleotides. RefSeq lists its product as hypothetical. Gene Ontology annotation, cellular component: Golgi apparatus. Lineage: Eukaryota; Fungi; Ascomycota; Leotiomycetes; Helotiales; Amorphothecaceae. Gene Ontology annotation, molecular function: GDP-mannose transmembrane transporter activity; antiporter activity. The transcript has 4 exons. The record is from RefSeq and is a predicted model, not a curated record. Bases 1 to 1170 code for a protein of 389 amino acids.